This is a messenger RNA of Dichotomopilus funicola, 1332 nucleotides long. RefSeq lists its product as uncharacterized. The transcript has 5 exons. The record is from RefSeq and is a predicted model, not a curated record. Lineage: Eukaryota; Fungi; Ascomycota; Sordariomycetes; Sordariales; Chaetomiaceae. The coding region runs from base 1 to 1332 and encodes 443 amino acids.
AUGCCCCCCUUCAUAUCAACCGACCACGCCCACCGGUCCUUCGGCCCCGUCGACCGAGCCGCACUCGCUGAAAAACUCCCCUCGCGCGCCGAGCGCGGCCUCCUGCGCAUGGGACUCGUGCGCUCCGACCGGUGGAAACAGAUGCCUGCCGAGGGCUUGUACCAGCUUGUUAUCUCUGAGGUCCUCGAUAACGGCUUGACUUAUCCGCUGGAGCGCAGCGGCGGAAGGGCGUUUGCGGUUACGUCGGUGUUGGAUUUGGGGCUGCGGAUGAUGGAGAGUGAGAGGGGGAAGCAGGCCCUUGAGAACCUCGCGAGGAAGGCCAUCUGCGUCUGGCGGGAACGGCCAGUGCCCGGUCCAGUGGUUGAACCGUGGGUUGUCGACGUGCCCGCGGCUGUGGAUGAGUUCCUUCGCUGUGUGCGCUACCGUUUCCCCAUUGUCAAGCUCGACGAUCGCAACGGCUUCUGCCACGAAGAGGAGAACAAGACGUUGCCGUAUUCGUGGGUCGACGAGUACUCGACGCUGGAGCAAUUCGAUUUCAACCCCAAGGCGGCUGCUGUGCUGCACUUGAACUGGCAGGUUAGUCUCACGUUUCGUUUGGCCCUGGGGGUAGGAGAACUGAAGCUAGUCGAGAAACUCUACUGGACCCGCCUCAAAGCCGACGUCGCCCGACGCCAACAACGCGAAGACGAGCGACUCGCCGAAACCGUCCGCUUCCAUCGGCUUCAAUUCCACCUCGGCGCCAUGGUCACGCACCACCUCUGCCACCUAUUCGUCAACUUCCUCCGCGGGUCCGACGACCUGCUCGCGCGGGGCAUCACCGACACCGACUUCCUGCGUCUCGUGCGCCGCUACGACCCGGGCGCCGAAUUCGAGAUUGAUUUCUUUGGAGGGCGUCCCAAGUUGUUCAUCGAUCGCAGUGCCGCCAGCGAGCAGAGCUAUGAGGGCCAGAGUUAUGUGAUUAAGCGCGGACGUGGUGGUGGCCGGAUGGCGGCUGUUGUGGCGCAGUACAAGAUUGAGAGUUAUCUCAAGGGCGAUUUCUCCGUCCCCCUCCUAACCGAAGUCCAAAGCGAAGUUUUCCCCAUGGAGCGCUACCAAGAAGUCCUCCGCCGUCACGGCGGUGCUAGCCGUAGCAGCAGUUCCAAAGAGAACGAAGACUGUGACUGGCGCGAAGGGCAGACACCCGGUGGUCCGAGGCGUGUAGCGACAACGAGCGGUUCGUUUGAGCAUCGCCGGAUCGGCGUGCCGUGGGAUGUGAAGGGGACGGAGUACCAGAUGUUGAAGCAGGCGUGCUUUGAUCCGUGUGUGAAGGUUGUGGAUCCGAGGGGGGUGUAA